AUGCAGUAUAAUUAUCGCUUUUUUACCUCUUUUAGAAAUGUAGACUGCGAGUAAUAAUCAAACUAAUCUGUUCCUAGGAUUUAUUUUGAUCUAAAAGCUUAGAUUAAGUGGCAAAAUGGAUAUGAUACAUGAUUUAUCCUUAAGCAAUGAGUCGUUGUUAUGCUGCCGCGCCUGCCUCGCGACAGACGCGAGACUUUACAACAUCCAUGAAUAUAGACUCGCCGAAGCCUUUUACCGCGUCUCAGGGACUUUUGUUUACAAGGAUGGGCCACAGCACCUGUGCAGCUUUUGUAGCGCGCAGCUGCUGCGCUGCGAGUCCUUCCGCACCAAGUGCUUCCGCGCCCAGCUGUGCCUCAACUCCAAGGAGCAUCAGGGCGAGCUGGACACAGACUACAUCCGCACGAUAGAUCGCGCAUCACACAAGCUCCUCCCAAACCUGACCAUCAACCCGGUACAAACUGUCGAAUGCAUCGACGUCAAACCCCCAGAAGACAUCAAGAAUGAACCCGACAUUGACAUCACAGAUCACAGCAAGAAAACCGACUUCAAAAUAGAAGUCGAGAUCGAUGAGGAUAAAUUGGAACAAGUGUUUGUUGUUACUGACAUUGAUGAUAAUAACAGUAAUAAAAGAAAAAGAAAAACUGGAAAGAAAAAGAUUAAAAAAGAAAUUCAUGAUGAUGAUGUAGAUUUUGAUGAUGGUGUAGACAACGUGGACAUUGAUGAUGAUAAUGAUGAUAUAAGCUUAGAAAAUAUAGCUAAAAACCUGAAGAAGGGGAAAGUGAAAGCUAAAGCUAAGAAGGUAAUUAAGAAGAAAGAAAAGCCGGUGAAAGUUAAGCAGGUUAAGGAAAAGCCGGUGAAAGAGUUGAAGAUUAAGAGGAGGAAUCCGGCUAACGGGUAUUUGCCGGAGUUUGCGAUGGCCGCGUUUGAGAACUUGUAUUCUGUUCAUGUCGUCACUUUAAGCAAGGAAGAGCAGCUGGAAGAGAUCGCAACACGGAAGAAGUCCCGGAACUACCUGGACUCGCCGUUCAAGUGCGAGGACUGCGGGAAAGGGUUCGGCGUGGAGUCCGCCUACAACAACCACCGAGUUUGGCAUAGCCCGAGCAAAGGUCCGUACUCCUGUGAGAUCUGCGCUUCGUACUACACGCGCCACCGGCUCUACAUACACCAGAAGCGGCACCGACUGAAGUACAUUUGCAAUGAGUGCAACUUCGUCUCCAGACACAAGUCACAAGCGAUCAGGCACCACGCCACGCACACCGGCAAGACCUACGAGUGCCCACACUGCUUGAAGAGCUUCAUAAAGAGCACUUCGUGCUCGAACCACAUGCGUCAAGCGCACCCCGAGCUGAAUGUAGACUGCGUCGACUGUGGCGAGACGUUCGUCAGCGACGCCGGCCUCAGGCUACACAAGAAACGGAUACAUCACUUGAAAUCGCAAAAGUUCCCGUGCACUAUUUGCACAGCCAAGUUCAAUAGUGUCUCGGCGCUGAACAGACACACGGACACGGCCGGCGAGCACGGAGCCCUGCGGCCGUGCGAGCAGUGCGGCGAGAACUGUGCGAGCGAGCAAGCGCUACAGGAACAUGUUGGGGUGGCACAUCCCACUGAGUCGCAUCUUUGUGAUGUGUGCAACGUGGCAUUCUCAAAUGCGGCGGCGUUGGCGACGCACAACCUCCGCAAGCACCUCGGCCAGCGAUACAGCCAGGCUCCCCGCCCAGAUCAAUACAAGAAGGGGUAUAGGGCUUACAAGAGAAGGCCUAAACCAUGUAUGUGCGAGCAGUGCGGCGCUAUUGUGCCGAACCCGUCAAACCUCGCGAACCACAUGAGCACACACCUCGGCGUGAAGCCGUACGUCUGUCCACAUUGCCCGAAGACAUUCGGCUGGAUACAUAAUCUAAGAAAACAUUUGCGCGUACACAGCGGCGAGAAGCCCCACCAGUGCCCCGAGUGCCCGCUCGCAUUCAGCUCGAAGUCUAACUACAACCGACAUUACAACACUGCACAUCUAGGCAUUCGCGGCUCGUUUCCGUGUCCGGUGUGCGGGCGCGCGUCCACCACCAAGGCCUCUCUGGACGUGCACGUGCGCGCCGUGCACGGCGACGCCGGCUGGCCCAAGCGGGCCCGCAGCACACGCAACAAAAACACGCAGCUAGAUGAUCAAUGA
Messenger RNA from Cydia splendana, 2164 nucleotides. Its product is annotated as zinc finger protein 25-like. The record is from RefSeq and is a predicted model, not a curated record. Lineage: Eukaryota; Metazoa; Arthropoda; Insecta; Lepidoptera; Tortricidae. The transcript has 12 exons. Gene Ontology annotation, molecular function: zinc ion binding. Gene Ontology annotation, cellular component: nucleus. Bases 116 to 2164 code for a protein of 682 amino acids.